Messenger RNA from Topomyia yanbarensis, 1402 nucleotides. Its product is annotated as serine protease grass-like. Lineage: Eukaryota; Metazoa; Arthropoda; Insecta; Diptera; Culicidae. Gene Ontology annotation, biological process: proteolysis. Gene Ontology annotation, molecular function: serine-type endopeptidase activity. Bases 133 to 1005 code for a protein of 290 amino acids. The record is from RefSeq and is a predicted model, not a curated record. The transcript has 4 exons.
UAUGGGAAACCCCAAUCACAUACCAUACAGAGCAAGUCCAACUGAUAAGGGCAGGCAUUGCCACUCGUAGCCUGCUCAGUUCUGAGCAGUCGAUCGCGGUGAGAAGAAGCAGCGUUAAACCGCUUCGAAACAAUGGCCAGUGUUAAGGGGCCUGCUGUAAUCUGUUUGUUGUUGAUCCUGUUAUCAUUCGGUGAUGGUGAGCGCUUUCACUUUCCGGACAAAGCACAGCUGGAACUCAGCGAUGUUUUGAACAAGGAGUGCGGCAGUACCGAGUACGAGGAACGCGAUCGCCCCGCGGAAGGAAGACUUCAGGAAUCACCCUGGCUGGCACUGUUCUACUAUCCGGAUGAAUCCGUCCAUUUCUGCCAUGGUACACUGAUUACGCGAAGUUAUAUUCUUACAACUGCGGUGUGUGCCAGUAAUAUAGUGGUGAAUGAAACAUCCGUUGUUUUGGGAGAAUAUGAUCUGAACACCGAGCAAGACUGUGAAGGGGUCAAAUGUGCCGAUCCUGUACAGCGACGAUCGGUGGAGAAGGUGAUCAUUCACGAGGGAUAUAACCAGGAAACGUUCAUGAACGAUAUCGCUAUGAUCGUACUCGAUCGAGAGGUGCUGCUAAGUGAUUCCAUCAAACCCAUCUGCCUACCCUUGAUCAAGUUCGAAAUCGGCACGGUCAAUCAGCCAAACGUGUACAAUAGCCUGUGGACGACGUUGCAGCGUCCGCAGCAGUACUGGAUGCGGUACGUCGAGCUAGACGACUGCCGGCAACUGGUCGGGCACAAGAUCAACCUGAACGAGGGCCAAAUUUGCGCUAGAAGCUACAACAACAAAACAAUCGAGAUGACCGGUGGGGCCGGAUCGGCACUGGAAGUUGAGUACCAUAACCGCAUGUACCAGGUGGCGAUGCUGUCGAUUGGAAUUCUGGAGUCGGAAGCGGGUACUCCGUACAUCUAUGUCGACAUACCGAAGUAUGUCAAAUGGAUCCACGACACGGUUAAGAACAAUUGAGCGGGAGCAUUAGUUUCAUUCGGAAUAAUAUAUGAUUUUUGAAAAUAUAUCUAUGUGUGAAGUACGUAAGUACUUUUUCUUGAAAAAGAUGAUACUCGAAAAAUCAAAAACGAAUGAGUUGGCUCUAUAUACAUGCGAAUGGAGGUUUCAAAACGUAGGUAACAAGGACAUUAGAUUUAGCAAAAAAUUCAACAAAUGCUAAAAGACUCUGUUACGAACAAUGCGACUAGUCGAAUUGUAAAAAAAAUGUUACGAGCUUUGACGAAUGUAAAAAAAUUGAACACUAGUAACAUUUUUCAAGAUUGUUCCAAGCUGAUAACUGGAGGCUGUAACAGUGAUAAUAAGAUAAUCUAAUUAAACCAGUCGGCAUUGAAUAAAUUAAACGGCCAAAACAAAA